UCAACUUGUUUUGUUACUGAUAGCAGAGGCAGCCGUCGUAUUAAUUGUCCCAUGCACUUUGAUACCCUUUGAUACUAUUAUCACUUGAUAACUUUCAUAUGCUAAAGACUUUCUCACUUACUAAUAACAACAAAAUCAACUUAAAUACUGCCAUGUUCUGGAUUUUGGUUUUACUACUAGGCGUACUACCGUCAACACUUCAGCACGAAGAGUACGGCAAAUUUAGUUACGCUAAUAACAUUCUUUCCUUUCAAGAGGUGAGCACCACCGAUGGCGUAUCCGAAAUCGUGCAUGAAGAAGAUGGACUUGAUCCAAAACCUCCCAGCAUCUUCGAGCGAACUUCAAUUUCAAAGGUGUUUUUGUUGAAUCGCAACUUGACAGCAAUUCAAGAAGGUACUUUCAAUGGAUUUGGUUCGUUAAAAGUUCUUAAUCUCGAUGAGAAUUUAAUCAGCCAUAUUCCUGAACGUGUGUUUGAUGGCCUGGACAGCUUGAUGGUCAUCAGUUUCAAACGGAACCAACUCGAACAGUUUAAGAUCGUUUCGAGUUCCGUCAGGUCGCUACAUUUGAGCAAAAAUCUACUUAAAAAGGUAACUAACGAAAUGUUUGCUAACACACCCAGUAUCGAGAUAUUGAAUUUACACGGAAACAUUUUGGAGGAACUAGAACCACUUGCAUUCUCGAGCUUAGGCGACUUAAAAUCACUUACUCUAAGCAACAAUCGCAUCAAAACACUGCCCGACGACAUUUUCGUGCAUUGCCCAGAAAUCGUCAACCUUUACCUCGAAGAUAACCAAUUGAAAGCGUUAGGUGGAAGCUUUCAACCACUGAAACACUUAAUUACGCUGUUCCUACAAAACAACAAAAUCGCUGAAGUUGACUCGAGGGCUUUCCACAACUUAAAAGACCUAAACACUCUGGACCUUAGUAACAACUCGCUCGUAACCCUUCACGAGGCCGUGUUUAAGCAUCUCGAUCAAUUGGGCGAGCUUCUAUUGCAAAAUAAUCAAAUUGAAGACUUACCCGAUGCAAUUUUUGGCGAUUUGAGUAAACUUAGCCGUUUACUGUUGAAUGGAAACAAGAUCACCUCACUCCAAGCCGACAUCUUUCAAGGCUUAAGAGAGCUGCGAAAUCUCAAGUUGGGAAACAAUCAGAUAAGGUCAUUGGUUAAGGGCAGUUUUACCGGAUUGGACCGUUGUUACGAUCUGGAUUUGACGAAGAAUAACCUUUCGCGCUUAAAAACCGAUGUCUUUACCGGUCUGAAGAGUUUGGAGCAACUCAUCUUAAAUGAAAACGAAUUGAGCGAGGUCGACGUUGGUGCCUUUAAUGGUUUAGAUUUGCUUUACAUUAUCAGUUUGGAAAACGCCAAAAUACAGACUCUUGAUGCUUUGGCCGAGAUGGGAGGUCUUCAGAUUAUAGCCCUUCGGGGUACGAAAUUUCAAAACGAUACAGAAUUACGCGUAGGUAGUAAGCUGUAUAAAGUUAAUACUUAUCAAACUUGGGUGCUAGCAUGAAUAAAUUUUCUUUUCUAA
Photinus pyralis (common eastern firefly) is the source of this 1529-nucleotide messenger RNA. Its product is annotated as leucine-rich repeat-containing protein 15-like. Lineage: Eukaryota; Metazoa; Arthropoda; Insecta; Coleoptera; Lampyridae. Gene Ontology annotation, molecular function: protein binding. Bases 99 to 1511 code for a protein of 470 amino acids. The record is from RefSeq and is a predicted model, not a curated record. The transcript has 2 exons.